CCUCUCAAAAAACCUACAAGACACGGCAGCAUCCUGAGCAGAGAGUCUCCAGCUGACAAGAAGCAGAAGGUUGAGCGUUGCAGCAGCACCCACGACUUCGACCCUACAGAUAGCUCCUCCAAGAAGACAAAGUCUAGUUCUGAGGAGAGUAGAUCCGAGACGUAUGGUCUUGUUCAGCGCUGCGUGGUUAUCCAGCGGGAUGAGAACGGCUUCGGGCUGACAGUCAGCGGAGACAACCCAGUCUUCGUGCAGUCUGUCAAGGAAGAUGGAGCAGCCAUGCGGGCUGGAGUGCAGACAGGUGACAGGAUUAUCAAGGUGAAUGGCACUCUGGUAACUCACUCAAACCAUUUGGAGGUGGUAAAGCUGAUCAAGUCGGGUUCCUAUGUAGCUCUCACCGUGCAGGGGCGCCCACCAGGGUCGCCCCAGAUCCCCUUGGCUGACUCUGAAGUGGAUCUAGCAGGAUUUGGGCAUAUGUCUCCCAUCAUGACAUCUCCCCAUUCGCCUGGCACGUCAGGAAAUGCAGAAAGGAUCACUAGCCCAGUGCUUAUGGGGGAGGAGAAUAACAUUGUCCACAACCAGAAGGUGGAGAUUCUGAGGAAGAUGUUACAGAAGGAGCAGGAGAGGCUGCAGUCCCUGCAAGAGGAGUACAGCAGAUCUCCCACCACCAAACUGCACAAAGAGAUCCAGGAAGCCAAGAAGCACAUUCCUCAGCUGCAGGAGCAGUUGUCCAAAGCCACAGGCUCUACUCAGGAUGGAGUCUUGUCCUCCAGGUCUGUGUCAGAAUCACUGCAGAUCAGUGAAGGAGAGGCAGAGACUGGGGACUGUGUGAGCAAACUGGAUUUCAGUGGUGACAGCCCCUCCAGACCCAACAGUGACAUUGCUGAUAGUCCUCGCAGUGGCCUGAAGGAGAGAAUUUACCCAGAUGAGAGCCCAGAAAAGGCUGAGCUUCAAGACAAUGAUUCCCAGUCCAGUGUUGGAAGUCCUUUAUCCCGAGUGGGGACUCAGAUCAUUGGAGCAGAGGAUGAUGACUUUGACACAGAACAGGAGCAGAUUAAUGGCCAAGGCAGCUGCUUCCAGAGCAUUGAGCUCCUAAAAUCUCGCCCAGCUCACCUGGCUGUUCUCCUGCAUCAUGUGGUGUCUCAGUUUGAUCCUGCAGCACUGCUGUGCUACCUUUACACAGACCUAUACAAGCAGACCAACUCCAAAGAGACCAGACGUGUUUUCCUUGAGUUCUACCAGUUCUUCUUGGACAGAGCUGCAAACCUCAAAGUUCCAGUUCCAGACGAAAUCUCCUUGGAACUAGACAGGAGAAGACCAGAGCUCCUUCCUGAAGAGCUUCACCGCCAGUUCAUACAAACUAUGCAAGAUAAAGUUUGUCCAGAAGUUCAGAGGAAUCUGGAAGAUUUCAGGCAGAAACGUAGCAUGGGGCUGACCCUGGCAGAGGGAGAGCUAACCAAGCUGGAUGCAGAACGGCUCCGAGACCGCAACGCGGUGGAGAAGGAGAGAACAUGUGCAGAGCAGAUUAUUGCUAAGAUUGAGGAAGUCUUGAUGACAUCUCAGCCUUUGGAAGAAGACAAGAGCUCCACAAUGCAGUAUGUGAUCCUGACCUACAUGAAACACUUGGGAGUGAAGGUGAAGGAGCCUCGGAACCUGGAGCAGAAACGUGGCCGCAUUGGCUUCCUGCCGAAGAUCAAGCAAAGUAUCAAGAAAGAGAAGGAAGGAGAGGAAAAAGGAAAGAGAAGAGGUUUUCCCAACAUUCUGGGCCCACCAAGGAGACCAAGUCGACACGAUAGCAGUGCAAUUGGCAGAGCCAUGGAGAUGCAGAAGCCACGACACCCAAAGCACAUAGCUACAGCAUCUUCUGUGAUCCCAGAGCCCCCAGAGUCCAGCAAGAUGCGCCAGAGUGGCUCCUCCAGUGAUGGCACAGAUGCUCCAUACUCACCUGCCAACCCAAUGUCUCCACUGGCAAUGGGACCCUUUUCCUCUCCAGAGGGAAACAAGGACAGUGAAGCAGGUUUGAAGCAGACUGGAGAAGUUCCACCUGUCAGUGACUCUCUGGAUGGCACACCUCGCACUCCCAACAACACCUUCGAGUUCCCAUCUCCUUUGGAAAACUUGCAGGAGGAGGAGGGAGAAUCAGAGAGGAUGGUUGACAUGGGAACACCAAAGCCCUUUCGCAAGAUGGACAGUGUUGGCUUUGCAGAUGUCCAGAGUGAGGAUGAGCUCUAUGAUUGUGACAUGGACAUGGACCCUCCCAACUGGCAGCAGCUUGUGAGCCGUGAGGUGCUGAUGGGGCUCAAACCCUAUGAGAUCAAGCGCCAGGAAGUGAUUAAUGAGCUGUUCUACACCGAGCGAGCUCACGUGCGCACGCUCAAGGUGCUGCACAAUGUCUUCUACCAGAGAGUCACCCGGGAAGGCAUCCUCAGCUCCAGUGACAAGAGGAAAAUCUUCUCCAAUCUGGAGGAUAUCCUUGGCCUUCAUGUUGCACUGAAUGACCAAAUGAAAUCUGUCCGGAAAAGGAACGAGACCUCUGUUAUUGGCCAGAUUGGGGAGGAUUUGCUUUCCUGGUUUAGUGGACCAGCAGAGGAGAAGCUGAAGCAUGCAACUGCCACCUUCUGCAGUAACCAGCCCUUUGCUCUGGAGGUGAUCAAGUCCCGCCAGAAGAAGGACUCACGUUUCCAGACCUUUGUGCAGGAUGCUGAGAGCAAUCCACUGUGUCGCCGCUUGCAGUUGAAGGAUAUCAUCCCCACAGAGAUGCAGAGGCUGACUAAGUAUCCCCUUCUGCUGGAUAACAUUGCCAAGUACACAGAGCUGCCUGAAGAGAAAGAGAAAGUGAAGAAAGCAGCAGAUCACUGUCGCCAGAUCCUCAACCACGUCAACCAAGCUGUCAAAGAGUCAGAGAACAAGCAGCAUUUGGAAGAUUAUCAACGUCGGCUCGACCUGUCCUACCUGAAGCAGUCUGAGGAUCCCAUGAUGGAUGAGUUCAGGAACCUGGAUCUAACAAAGAGAAAAAUGCUCCAUGAAGGACCUCUGACUUGGAAGGUGAAUCGUGACAAAACCAUAGAUCUCUACACUCUGCUGCUGGAGGACAUCCUGGUGCUGUUGCAGAAACAAGAUGACAAACUGGUCCUGAAGUGUCACAGCAAGAUCUUGGCCUCAACAGCUGACAGCAAACACACCUUCAGUCCCAUCAUCAAACUCAACACUGUCCUGGUUCGUCAGGUGGCAACAGAUAACAAAGCUUUCUUCGUCAUCUCCAUGUCAGAGAACGGAGCUCAUAUUUAUGAGCUGGUGGCACAGACUGUCUCAGAGAAGAAUGUUUGGCAGGACCUGAUAGCUCAGAUGGCAGGGACUGUGAAAAUGGGCAGCACCAGAAGAGUCAUUCCACUGCCACAGUCAGGCCCUGGAGAAGAGGAACGUGAAGAAGAGGAGCAGCAGAAGCUCAAAGAGCAGAAUGACAUUCCUGCCAGUAGUCUGCAAAGUCCAGAUAAAGACUUGGGCCUGGAGUCUCCUUUAAUACUGAACACUCAGUCUUCUUCACCCAUCAUGGCUGAAAAGUCCAAGGUAGAAAGUCUCCUGGGGUCUGAAGGACAGUUUGAUAAGGUGCAGCAGGCAGAUCUGGCCCUGAAAGACUCCUCUGCAUGCUAUGAACACACAGCCACCACUUCCCCCUCAGUGCCAGAAGGGCAGUGGGCACUGGAUGCAUUAAGGAACU
Messenger RNA from Acanthisitta chloris (rifleman), 3715 nucleotides. It is a transcript of the gene ARHGEF12, whose product is annotated as Rho guanine nucleotide exchange factor (GEF) 12. NCBI's taxonomy places the organism in Eukaryota, Metazoa, Chordata, Aves, Passeriformes, Acanthisittidae. Gene Ontology annotation, biological process: Rho protein signal transduction; G protein-coupled receptor signaling pathway. The transcript has 36 exons. Gene Ontology annotation, cellular component: cytoplasm. Gene Ontology annotation, molecular function: guanyl-nucleotide exchange factor activity; G protein-coupled receptor binding; GTPase activator activity. The record is from RefSeq and is a predicted model, not a curated record. The annotation marks the transcript as partial.